AUGGCCAUGUUCGGGGGUCUCGACAGCGGCUUCGCCCGCUUCAUGCAGAACGGCAUGGACCCACGCUUUCCUCGGCCGCCGCGCGCAUACGACGAAUACUUCAAAGCAUACAGCAUGGCCAUGCUUCCUGGCAAAGAACGUCUCAACGUCAGCUACGGAGGCAAGAUCAUCAUGCCACCAUCCGCACUUGCUCACCUCACAAAUCUCGAGAUCGAAUCACCCUGGUUCUUCGAGCUGCGCACCACAGGCGCGUCCGAAGUCCGUCGUACCCAUGCCGGUGUGCUCGAGUUCAUCGCCGACGAGGGUCACGUCCAUCUCCCCGCCUGGAUGAUGCGAACGCUAGGCCUGUCAGAAGGAGAUCCCAUUCGACUCACCGGCGCAACGCUCCCGAAAGGCAAGAUGGUCAAGAUUCAACCGCAGACCGUCGACUUUCUCGAGAUCAGCGACCCGAAGGCGGUGCUCGAGCAAGCCUUCCGCAACUUUUCGGCCUUGACACCAGGAGACAUCGUCGAGAUCAGCUACAACUGUCUCACUUUUGAAAUCCUCAUCAUGGAGAUCACGCCAAACGCCGAUGGCAUUUCCAUCAUUGAAACCGAUCUCGAGGUCGACUUUGCACCUCCCAAGGGCUACGUUGAGCCCACACCUCAACCACGUCCGCCACCCCCGACGAUGGCGUCCAAACUCAACAUUGAUAGCUCACGCGUCGAUUCCAUCCCACCUACACGCACGUCUACACCAGGUUCCAUGGCAGGGACAAGUGCUGCCGGAGGAUCGGGUGUGGCUACCCCUUCGGGUCCCUUCCGUGGCUCAGGUCAGACCUUGAGCGGCAAGAAGAGCAAAGGAAAGAAGGAGCGUCAGAUCGAACAACUCGAUUCCUUCAGCAUGGUACGACGCACCGACAUGCCACGCAUCAUCACCAACGACACCCAGCUCACAGAAAAGAAGAUCCCCGCUGCCCUCAAUCUGCCAUUCGGCAAACUCUUCUUUGGCUACGACGUCAUCCCCGUCGGUGGCAAACCGGAUCCUGCCGCCCACCAGGCACCAACGGAGACGUUCGGUGGUGCUGGUACCACUCUGUCCGGUCGUGCACCUCGACCAAAGCCUCAAGACAAGGAGAACGGUAAACCGGCGCCUACAGAACCACAGACGGCUUUCACUUUGGGCGGAGGGCGCGUGCUGGGCGAGAGUUCACGAAGCAGUCGGUACGCUACACCUGCAAGCUCUGAUGGCCGCAGUAUCAACGACAGCAAACGCGAUGUCAUCGAGAUUGACUCGGAUUGA
Messenger RNA from Pseudozyma hubeiensis SY62, 1281 nucleotides. Its product is annotated as ubiquitin fusion degradation protein. Gene Ontology annotation, cellular component: VCP-NPL4-UFD1 AAA ATPase complex. Gene Ontology annotation, molecular function: polyubiquitin modification-dependent protein binding. The transcript has a single exon. The record is from RefSeq and is a predicted model, not a curated record. Bases 1 to 1281 code for a protein of 426 amino acids. NCBI's taxonomy places the organism in Eukaryota, Fungi, Basidiomycota, Ustilaginomycetes, Ustilaginales, Ustilaginaceae.